Macadamia integrifolia is the source of this 2935-nucleotide messenger RNA. Its product is annotated as GDSL esterase/lipase At1g71250-like. The record is from RefSeq and is a predicted model, not a curated record. The transcript has 5 exons. NCBI's taxonomy places the organism in Eukaryota, Viridiplantae, Streptophyta, Magnoliopsida, Proteales, Proteaceae. The coding region runs from base 1749 to 2849 and encodes 366 amino acids. Gene Ontology annotation, molecular function: hydrolase activity, acting on ester bonds.
GCAAUUUAAGUGGAGAUCAUGGCAGUGGAUUGCUGUGUUAGUCUCCCCGAGGAUUAGUCGAGGUGCGUGUAAGCUGGCCCGGACACCUUGGUUAAAAAAAAAAAAAACUGUUUUGGCACAUUAAUUUGGGAAUCUAGGUCAAGGCCACUGUGGAUAGCCCAAGGAGUUCAUCUAUUGCUUGAUUUGAUCUAUUUCCAGAGCAAAAAAGCCGUAUCUAACCCUCGAGGCUCUCGCAUAUGUGAGGUCUAAGAGGCAAGAUCUAUGCAGUCUUACCCGAAAAUGUUAAGAGGCUGUUUCGAUCAUUUGACUAUCAGAUCAUAACAUUCAUAGCUUACUGUUGGACCAAGUGUGCCCUUUGAUCUAUUCGAAAAGCUUCUACCAAAAUAAAAAUAACAAAAUCCAAGAGCCCACCUGAGGCUAUUCAUAGGUUCACAAAAAAAGGAAGGUACAAUAUUCAUUGGUUCUGAAUGUCCAAUUUGCUAAGAAUUUGAGUAAAAUUUAUCCUCAAAAACUAGCCGUUAAGGCUAGAGGGUGCCCAAGUACAAAUAAAUUUCCACAUUGGGCUAUCCCGAUGUGGGAUUAUAACUUUCGCUAUCAACUUGGAACCCCAACACGACCAAGCCAAGCCAUGUCAAUCUAAUCUCCCGUGUGCCCCUCUACUCGGCAUAUUGAAAUCACUAUUUAAAAAAUCGGAAUUGGAUUAGUCCAAUCAGCUGAUUCAGAUCUUAAUCGGCCGUGACCAAUUAUAAUUCUAUACGUCAUGGGAUUUUUCUCAUAAGAUUGCUGGGUUUUCAUUUCUGAGGGGCCAGUUCUAUGGUGUGAGACCGAUUCCUAUUCGAUACAAAUCGGGUUGGCACUGACCGAUUCGAUCCCAAUUCCGAUUUUUAUAACCCUGAUUGAAUUGCAGCCUAGAUCUCAACCUAUAACAAUAUGUCAUCUUUCCACAUAAUGGAUUGCAUGUGUGAUCCAAAUCCAUUAAUUCUGAAAGGACAUGCAAUCCAUUAAUUCUGAAAGGAACAAUCCAUGUGGGCUCUCUAAUUAAGGGUGUUAAUUGGUUUGAUUUUGUUGUAGAUAGUUUGAUUUGAAUUGGUGGAAAAUUUUUUGGUAAAGUCAAAAUCAAAUCAUUUAAUAAAUAAUUUUAUAUAUUAAAAUUGUAAUUAUUUAUAAAUUGUUUCAGUUUAAACAAUUUUCUUAUGUUUUCUAAUUUUUUUUAUCCAAACAAUUUCUUUACCAUUAAAAUUUUAGUGAAAUUAAAGUAAAUUCUAACAUUGAAUCAAUUUUUUUUUAAGGCAUUUCAGGUACAAAUAAUUGAUCCUCGUUCCCAAGGUUCAACUUAAGAUUUUGAAUAUUGAUUUUUUUUUUUUUAAUAUUUGUUUAAUGUAACCUCAGAAAUGCAUUAACAUUGAAUGACUUAAACUUAUUAUGUAUAUGUUAAUCAAUUUAAUGAUUUAUUUAAAUGGUUUACCAAAGGUUUUAACUUUAAAACCAAAAUCAAAUUACGAUUUCAAUUUUAAAACCAAAAUCAAACCAUUUAAUAAUCGGUACAAUUCGAUUUGAAUUAACGAUUUCACAUCCUUUAUCUCUAACAUAGUCAAAACGGAUCAUCAUGAUGACCCACUUCUUUUUUUAAGUCCCUCCCACCACAUUUACAUGACAAACCUACAUUGCAAAACUAUCUCUGACAAUAAGAAGAAGAAGAAGAAAGAUUGAAAGAAUGAGAAGAUACAGUUCCAGAAUCCAGAGUGGUCAUGACUCUGGUGAAUACGUGGCUGUUGUUGUUGAUCACCAUGUCCAUGACCUUCUAUUGCUCAUCAAGUAGGGCUCUUGGAGGAGAUCCACUGGUACCUGGUAUGUUCGUGUUUGGAGAUUCACUGGUUGAUAAUGGAAACAACAAUUUCCUGAACUCCAUUGCAAAAUCCAACUACAUUCCUUAUGGGAUUGAUUUCAAUGGAGUUCCCACUGGGAGGUUCUGUAAUGGAAAAACUAUGGUGGAUAUGCUUGGAGAAAUGUUGGGUCUCCCUUAUAUCCCAGCCUAUGCUGAUCCUACAACUGCAGGAGCAAAAAUCCUUGGUGGAGUGAACUAUGCUUCAGCAGCUGCUGGUAUUCUUGAAGAGACCGGCCAACACUAUGGAGAACGUUAUAGCUUGAAUCAACAAGUGCUUAACUUUGAGGGUACCUUGUAUCAGUUGAGAACCCAGAUGAGUGCAAGGAACUUAACACAAUGCUUAGCCAAAUCUAUAGCAGUGAUGGUGUUUGGGAGCAACGACUAUAUCAACAACUACCUCUUACCUUCCCUAUACCCUACCAGCCACAAAUACAACCCUGUAGAGUUUGCCAAUCUUCUCCUCAACCACUAUACUAGGCAGAUUCUGGCCCUGUAUAAUGUGGGACUAAGGAAGUUCCUGCUAGCAGGGAUAGGUCCACUAGGAUGCAUUCCUAACCAAUUGGCAACUGGUGAGGCACCACCUGGGAGUUGUGUUUCUUAUGCAAAUGAGAUCCUUGAGAAGUUUAAUGUCGGGCUCAGAUCAGUGGUCAACCAGCUGAAUUCCAACCACACUGGAGCAAUUUUUGUGUAUGGCAAUACUUAUGGAGCAAUGGUUGACAUUCUCAAUAAUGCUACAGCUUAUGGAUUCUACGUCAUCGACAGAGGGUGCUGUGGUCUAGGGAGAAACCAAGCGCAGAUGACAUGCCUUCCUCUCUCUAUUCCUUGUCCAAACAGGAACCAAUUCAUAUUCUGGGAUGCCUUUCAUCCAACACAAGCUGUGAACACGAUCCUUUCUCAGAGGGCAUUUUCUGGCCCACCUUCUGACUGCUACCCAAUCAACAUUCAGCAAAUGGCACAAAUUUAAGCUCUUCAACAUGAUCCAUGUUGUCAGUAGUAUGGCUCGAUAUAUUCUUAUGUAUUCAAAUUAAAAAUGAUCUAUCUUUAUCUUCA